Messenger RNA from Ilyonectria robusta, 4128 nucleotides. RefSeq lists its product as uncharacterized. Bases 1 to 4128 code for a protein of 1375 amino acids. Gene Ontology annotation, molecular function: tubulin binding; phospholipid binding. Gene Ontology annotation, cellular component: mitochondrion; cell cortex. The record is from RefSeq and is a predicted model, not a curated record. Gene Ontology annotation, biological process: dynein-driven meiotic oscillatory nuclear movement; maintenance of protein location in cell cortex; microtubule cytoskeleton organization. The transcript has 2 exons. Lineage: Eukaryota; Fungi; Ascomycota; Sordariomycetes; Hypocreales; Nectriaceae.
AUGGGUGCCUGGGAAACAGACGACGAGUACCUCAGCGGUCCUGCGGCGACCUCGCUGCCAACACCACAAGACACGCCAUAUCGAACCCCAUCGCGAACCUCGAGAAGAUCCCGGCGUUCAGUUACCCCGCCUGGGAAGGGUAAUUCACCACCCCCGAUGCCCAGCGAAAAGGGUUCAAAAAGAUCCUCCAGGGAUAUCACGACAGAUGAGACCAUCAGCAUUUUGGACCCUCGGAGGUUCACACCCACACUGCACGCUAAUCUGGUAUCCGAGAUUUUAACUCUCCGGAGAGACCAGGAGGAAAAGCUUCGACAGAUCGAGACGCUUGAAUCGGCUCUUGAUACGACAAGGGAAGAGCGAGAGACUCUUCAAGAGAACCUGGUGAACACAGGCAAGGAGAGUCGAUCUUUGAAGCGACAACUAUCUCUUCUGGAGGGUGGAACAUCAUCCGCUCUGGGCGAAUUGGCUCGGGAAAGGGACGAUGCCGUCGAAUCGAUCGCCGAUGUUAAGAAGCGACUAGAGAUCGCUCAAAAGAAGAUUCGAAAUCAGGAGGAUGAUUCCCAGAGAGUGCAUGAUCUCUUGGCUCAGGAGAAGGACAAUUGGGAGGAGGAGAAGCGCAAGUAUGAGCGUAAGAUCCAUGUUGCCGAAAGCCGUCUCAAGCUCGUCCUGGAUGAGGUUGCCGCAUACCAGGCAGCCCAGGCUCAGAACGGCGGGGCCGGCCAUGAAAGUGAGGUCGAUGAGAGUGGCCGGGAGAACGAUGCUGCAAGUGUCAGAACGAUGAGCAUGACCAACAGCGUGCGGUUUUCCUUCAUGACCGGGCCGGGAUCCAUGAAACCCAAUGGUCACUCGCUCGCAGAUGAGCUCAAUUUUGACGACGAAGAUGAACAAAGUGACUUUGAUGGCCGAGAAAGCGCUUUAUCCAACCACAAUCCCUAUGCCCAUGCUCGCAACAUGAGCCGGGAUAGUGUCAUCAACCGACUGCAUCAUCGCCGCAACCAAAGCUUGGAGAGCUUGAAGCGAUCGGGAAGCGUGGCGAGGGGUAGAUUGUUCAUGAACCAGUCGGUCUUGGAAGCCCUCGAGGGCGAAGACGAGGAAGUUGAACCGCCUGCCCCCAAGGUUUCUUAUACGGAUACUGGAAUUCAGUUCUCUCCGCCUCCGUCCCCCAAGUUGCCAGUUGCCAAACCCAUGACGCCUGAGCCGUCUCUGUCUCGCGCGAAGUCACCAGAGGUUGAGUGUUCUCCACGCGGGGAUGGAGAAAUUGAAGCGAACCAGCGGCGCAAGCGUGUUCACAUCACCCGGCCUCUGUCGAUUGAGCCUGUCCCGCGCAAGCUCAUGGUGUCUACAUCCUCACAGACCAUUGAAGAGCCUCCUCUUACACCUCCCAAGACCCCCAAGUCUCCCAUGCGACCACCACCACCGCCACCGCCUCCUAAGGUUAAGACGCCCUUGAUGGUAGCAUCGUCGAUGCAAACGGAUCCUCCCUCUCCUCCCCCGCGUACUUUUACUUUCCCUCCCAUGCCCCCCUCCCCCCCGCUGAUCCCCAGCAUCAGCGUUCAUCCUCCCACAAGCCGUCCUGCCACCCCACGAGAGCCUAGAUUGCCUCAAUACUUCAAGGACUUUGGUUGUCAAGUCAGCCUUUCUUCGCCUGUUUCUACUUGCGAAGCUGCGGUUCAGACAGAGGGCAUCCAGACUGAUAAGCGACUGGCUCUGCUCCCAGCUCAUUUGCAGCCCUCAAACAUUAGGUCACGACCAACAUCUCCUAACCCGCCGUCAUCUCCGUUCGAGCCGUCAAAGCACUUCACUCCUAUUCCUGGCAAUGUUCCUCCACGCAAUCCACGCAGGUUGACGAACAGACGAGAUACGGGAGAAAUGCCUUCAUCUCCUAUCUCCAUUGCUGAUUCCGACAUGACGCAUGACGCGUACCCUGGGAACAACGAUGAUGGUCCGCUUUCCAGCCAAAAGGCUCCGAUGCGACGCCCCCAUCGCUUCAGCAGCCUCUUUGCCGGGUUUGAUGGUGGCAGCUCUGAUGAAAUUGAUGAGUUUGGUGACGUUGAUCUGAGCGACUCAGAGUACCGAACGGCCUUGUCUGCACCCAGGCCCAAGUCCAUUUCAAGUCGACCAGGCAAGCGUAGCUCGACUGGCACAACAACCACCAACGGGACCAUUCCAACCUCGCCUGAACAGAUUACUGUUCGACAAGUGUCUCGCGGCUCGAUGAAGCCAUUUGCAAGCGAGCUCUACAACUUCUUCUCGGGGGAGAAGGACCUUACUCAUCGUGUGUCUGUUUCUGGCAAGUCCGGUAGAGCUUUCGAGAAGAGUCCUGCUGCCAUGUCUUCCAACCGAGCGAGCGUUAUGCGUAAGGCUGCAAUGAUUCAGAAUGGUAUUGCUAGUCACCAGGGCCGAUCUAGGAGUCCCAGCCUCCAGGACUCGAAGAACCCUCCCUUCCCGAUCCCAACCCGAGCCAGCUCAAGGAAGCCCCCCUUCAGUUCAAGUGCCCCUAGUGAUGGACAGAGAAGCCCGACUCGUGGAGAUAACUUCUUCCGCCGAGGAACUGGUCGUAGCCAUCAUCGAGCAGGCAGCAUUCGAAAGGUCCGCUCUGCAGCUGCCCUUCCUCGCAACCAGCGACGUCGCAGACAGGGCAGCCGUUCCCCUCCACCGUUGUCUCCAUCCACCGAGGCGCCUGAAAGCCCGAGACUUCCUCCCCUGCCCAGAAACGACAUCACGACCCCUCGGAACCGUGUGCGGGGUGGUGAGCAGUUCCGUCACAAGCACCAACUGUCGGUUACCACUGCCAACACAGUUAACACCGUUAACACAAUGAACACGGUCAACACUGACAACACCAUGAGCACCGAUCCUCCGACUGUAGGCAAUGGGGCUCAAAGCAACAGCGUAGUGGAUGCGAUUGCGCAGACGAUGGUUGGAGAGUGGAUGUUUAAGUAUGUGCGCAGAAGGAAGUCGUUCGGAGUGCCCGAGAGCAACAGCAAGGAUGAGAACAGCAACGACCGUCACAAAAGAUGGGUUUGGCUCGCACCAUAUGAAAGGGCAAUUCUUUGGAGCAGUAAGCAGCCGUCGUCUGGCAGCGCCCUGAUGGGCAAGACCGGCAGAAAACUCACGAUUCAAUCCGUGCUUGAUGUUAAGGACGAUAACGCGGCCCCUAAGGGCUCGCCAGCGUUGUUCAACCGGUCGAUCUUGAUCCUUACUCCGCAGCGAGCGUUGAAGUUCACUGCAACCUCUGCAGACAGACAUUACAUCUGGCUGACGGCCUUGUCCUUCCUAGCGCACUCUUCGCAGGCAGUCCCAGAAAUCAUGUCAGCUCCACCGCCCCCGGAACAUCUGGCACCGCUGCCAGAUUUUGAUAUUCCUCGGAUAAAGAUGAAGCGAUCCGGCAUCAGGGACUCAAUCCGACUAGCUAAGGGACGAACCCAUGUGUCCAGAGCUGCCACUCCAAGUGUCCCAAGUAUACCGAGCGCGCCCUCGUCUCAGAUGGGCGAUCUGAUUCCUUUCCCCCUCACGGACUCUGUGGGAGGCAUUUCAUCCAACCACUCGCGAGAUGGUUCUGCCGAUGCUGCAGAGCCUCCUUUCAUUCCCCGUUUUCACGAUCGAAGCAAUCCUACGACGGCCCAUAGCCGAAAGCGAAGUAACACAGGCGGACAUGUACCUCCCCCCCUUUCUUUCCGUGGCUUCUCUGGUCCUAUUGGGGGCAGUCAUCAUGCUCCCACCAACAGCACUGCCGGUGCCAGCACUGGCACUGCUGGGUCUUCCGAUAUCUACCAGUCUCAGGCUUCGAGUGCCGGCACUUGGCCCGUGAGCCAAGCCGUCUCUCAGAGGACGUCAGAGGCUUCUUCACGUCCUAGCAACUUCUUCGACGCUAUUGGGACGAUGCGGAUGGAGGCCUUUAUCAGCCCCCUCGCACCCACCGGUUUCGGCGACUUCCCCAAUGAGCAGGACGAGUUCCGACACGAGAUCCGAAGAAGGAGCAAGGAGCACCGACGGAGACAGAGUCGAAGCCGACACCGGGACAGCUAUAACUCUCGAGGUACUCGUGGCACCGAUGACUACUACAACGGGAGUCGAACAGCAGGCGAGGAAGAUUUCUUCCGAGAUGACCCCUUCAAAGGGUUCUAG